Molecule: messenger RNA, 321 nt
Organism: Menidia menidia (Atlantic silverside)
Lineage: Eukaryota; Metazoa; Chordata; Actinopteri; Atheriniformes; Atherinopsidae
Source: the annotation of a GenBank genome assembly
AUGGCCCAGAAUUCUGCCAUUUUCGUCCUCCUGCAGUUGGUGCUGCCAGAGUACUCCAUCCACGGGCUCUUCUGCAUCAUGUUUUUGUGUGCUCAGGAAUGGCUGACUGUGGGCCUCAACAUCCCUCUGCUCUUCUACAACACAUGGAGGUACUUCCAUUCGCCAACGGACACUAAGGAGCUGCUCUAUGACCCCGCAUCAGUGAUGAAUAGUGACACACUAAAGUUCUGCCUGAAGGAGGCCUGGUGCAAGCUGUCGUUCUUCGUCCUCUCAUUCUUCUACUAUCUCUACUGUGUGUGGAACCUGGAUAUAUCCCUCUAA